AUGGAAUAUUGGCUAAUGAUCGAUGACAUAGACGGAAAGAGUGGAAUGCGUGCUGCUCGAAAAAGUCGGAUGCCAAUCGGUCCUGUUCGCUUAAGCAGUAAUUAUGUGGACAGGAGUUGUUAUAUCAAAUCAUGUUUGGAUGGUCCUGAGCCUAUAGAACAAAAAUCGACGGAUAACAUACAAGUAAUCAAUGACACCACUAGAUUCGCAUUGUCAAUAGACGUCUCUUUGUACAAACCGGAAGAACUCCGGGUUCACCUCACCGGUCGAGACCUCAUCAUUGAAGGAAAUCAGGAAAAGCCUGGUGGCGCUGGAUACAUCCAAAGAUCAUUCUUGCGCAGAUGGACUCUACCUGAUGAAGUGGACUUAGACGCAAUAGACAUAAGUCUUAACGAAUUUGGAUGCCUAUCGGUUGAUGCAGCAAAAACCGGCCUCCAUAUGAUGAGAAGAGAACUGCCGAUCAGGAUUUAUUCAAGAAGUCAACAGUCAGGCAGUGAUUUACCCAGUCUUUAUCCAGCUGGUAACUUUAGAAUUUGA
Molecule: messenger RNA, 537 nt
Organism: Necator americanus (New World hookworm)
Lineage: Eukaryota; Metazoa; Nematoda; Chromadorea; Rhabditida; Ancylostomatidae
Exons: 7
Coding region: 1-537 (178 amino acids)
Biological process (GO): IRE1-mediated unfolded protein response; response to heat; protein refolding
Cellular component (GO): cytoplasm; nucleus
Source: RefSeq, a predicted model, not a curated record